Molecule: messenger RNA, 320 nt
Organism: Harpegnathos saltator (Jerdon's jumping ant)
Lineage: Eukaryota; Metazoa; Arthropoda; Insecta; Hymenoptera; Formicidae
Exons: 4
Coding region: 1-255 (84 amino acids)
Source: RefSeq, a predicted model, not a curated record
AUGGUGGUGUCGAACGACACGCUCUUUCGUGAAUUGCUCGAAAAAGCGGAAAAGAAGUUACCGCGGAUGGAGAGCGUCGUUAGCAUCAUACCGCCGUACAAAUGUGUUCACAAGCAUCUGCAGCGUAUGAGCGUGUUUCAAGAGAAAACGAAGAAAAUGCUGUGCAAGGAGCAUCUGGAGCUGGAAAUAAUGAACAGUAAAAUGUCUUGCAUCGAGAAGCUAUUGAAGCCGGAGGUAAAUUAUUCAACGUGUUAAAUAACAAACUGUCCCGCGUGGUCGUUACUCGUAAAUGAGAAACCUCAAGACUUGGACGGGGGGCG